GAAUACUACGCCAACGAGUGCCGCUGUCAGCAUAUACCUGUAUAAUAUUGUACACCGAUCGACGUGUUCGUUAGCUAAUCAAGAUAAGCAAGUCGCUUUUGAACGCCUCCUGUUCCCUGUCACCUUGUGAUUGAACGAGCUGAGAAGUUAGUUGGAUACCCUUCUGCUGUCCUCCAAGUUUGCCACCUCAGGCUCCGUCCUGAAGGACCAAUACCGGUGUGGUGGACAUGAAAGGAAUUCUGGGAAGUCAUCUCACACUAUGGAUGGUGGGUGUUUGCACUAUCUUUCACCCCCAUCCAUCCAUCUGUCCAUCUGUUCAUCCAUCCGUGCUCUCGUCAUCAAGCUUCACACGAGUGACAAAAGGCUCUUUGACGCAGAGAAAAUGACCCGCAUCAGAUUGGGAAGAGAAGGAAAAAUGGAACUGAUUCAAACUCUGUAUUUCAUACUCUAUCCUUAUUUGCACUCGUGUCCCUCUGCCUGUUUUAUUAGACUUCAGACUUAUCUUAACCAGACAAUUUCAGCAACCCUCACAGAUUUGUAAGAGCUGCUGUUCUACUAUUUCACCAGGGAGGAGCGCUGUGGUGCUGUAAAGGAAAAGUAUUGACACGCCUGCAGUGAGCAUUUCCUUGACACAGGUGGAUUACAAAGUGGACCAGGACUAAAAGAGACGCACAAGAGCAAGAAAAGAUCAUGUGACAGGAUGCGACAGCAUGGAUCUCCAGAAAAAGAUGUCGGCCUCCCACCUGCUUAAAGGCAAGUUUAAACUUUGACCUGCACGCCUUCCGUGUGCUACCACGUCGUGCUGCAACAAACCAGGCAGAAAUGAGGUUGGCUGGAAGCGAUGCUGCCUAAUUAAGAGCACAAAGGAGUGGCAGAGAAGGUCCCCUACCAAGCGGCCGUAAUAGCUGUUUCCAAGACAGCCGAGAUGUCUCUAUUUUGAAGCGCAAGGAUUUCAGCCGGCCCACUAUGAUGCCGUAUCGGGUCAUCUGUCUGUCCCAGCCAAUCAGCAACCAAAGGUUGCUGAUAGUAACCAGCACUUGUGAUGGAAGCUCCGAUCAUGUUCUGUUGCCACCCUCUGCCCGACAUCCUAACAACCCAAGAUGGAGCCGGCUCAUAAAAGAGAAACAAGCAAUGGAACCUCACUAAUUACAACAGUCAGCAAAAUGGAGCUUCAGAGGGCUUUGUUUUGUCUCCCGCCCAAAAAUUGACGAGGAUCUAAACCAGAACUUAGACUGGACCGCCAUCUGUUUUAAAACUUCUCCCGUGGAUCUACAACGCGCUCCACCGAACGGCGGCGGUGGACCAGAGCGAGCAGAUGCUCCAGUAUGUGGAGUUUAAGACCCUCCUAAAGCCCCCCCCCCCUCCAAAAAAAAGUUGAGAGCUGAAAGUUUGGCCGCCAUGGACCUACGUGGAGUUAUGUGGGCCUGCUGAGAAAAGAGCGCUUGGAUUUUUUUUUCUUUUCUUUUUUUUUUUUUUUACUUAUCGGAGCGUAACCUCCACGGCCCAACUGAGCCACUUGAACAGAACCGAUGCCCAGGCAUGUUUUUAUAACCUGAUGACCAGCAGAGCGAUGGUAAGGAAGAAGAAUCCCCCUAUCCGCAGUGUGGGAGGCGAGGAGGAGGAGGAGGAGGAAGAGGGGAGGAGGCCGGCGGGCGACGAGGAGGAGGACGGCGAGGAAGACGAGGGGCGCGUGGGAGCCGAGGCCGACCGAAUAAGCCGCCCCUCCGAGCCCGAGGAGCGAGUUCGGGGCGAUGAGGAGCCCGACGAGGAGGAGGAGGAAGAAGGAGAAAGUGAGUGCAUUUCCUCGUCUCUCUCGCCCUCAUCCGUCGGCAACGAGGAGCGAGGCGGGAGGAGGGGAGGAGGCGGCGGAGGUAGGCCUUCGCGAGGAGGACUCAAAGCGGCCGAGUCGGACCCCGAAGACAAGGUGGGCAAAAGCCAUCGCCCCGGUUCGGACGCCGGCAGGGCGGAGUCGGCCCCGGACACGCCGCCGCUCUCCUCCAGCCCCUCCCCCAAGCUGCAGGACUUCAAGUGCAAUGUGUGCGGUUACGGUUACUACGGCAACGACCCCGCCGACCUGGUGAAGCACUUUAGGAAGUAUCACCUCGGCCUGCACAACCGCACACGGCAGGACGCUGCCCUCGACACACACAUCCUGGCUCUCCACAACAUGGCGCCCCCGCACACACCUCUAGUCGCGCAGGGAGGAGAAGGGCCGAGGAACCAAACCAAAGAGUCUGGCGGGGGCAGGCCGGAGCUCCACCAUCAGCAACACAGGACCGUGAUGAUGAACGGCACUUAUGACAUCCAGGUGACGUUGGGCGGCACGCUGAUCGGAAUCGGCCGCAAGACCUCCGAUUGUCAGGGCAACACAAAGUACUUCCGCUGCAAAUUCUGCAACUUCACCUACAUGGGGAGCAAUUCGGUGGAACUGGAGCAGCACUUCCUGUCCACGCAUCCCAACAAAGCCAAGACGCCGCCGGCCACGCCCCUCCUGAACAACGACAGCCAGAGCAAAGGGAGGAGUCCGAUAGUGGAAGGGGCCGAGCGAGUGGCGGUCAGAACGGAGGACGACUCCCUGGUGGGCUAUUCCGUCCCCAUCCGGGCCGAUUCGGCGGGCUGGCCGGCGGAGGCGGCGGCGGCGUACUACUGGUGCAAGUUCUGCAGUUGGAGCUGCGAGUGGUCGGGGGGCUCGGCCAAGCUCUUGGAGCACUUUGAGCAGCGGCACAGAAUGAACACGGCGAGCCCCAACGACUCCAGAAGGGAAGGCGAAAGAGACCGCGCCUCGGCCAAAAAUCUGUCGGCCGCCGCCAACCAAGGCGACCCCAACAGCGGCGACGCCGAGGCCGUGGUCACCAGCUACAACUGCCAGCUGUGCGACUUCCGCUACUCCAUGGCGCACGCCGCCGACGUGAUCGUGGUGGCUCCGUUGUUGCUGCAUUACCAGCACAAUCACUCCAUCCACCGAUGUUGCAUCCAGCACUGCAUUUACUGUCCGCAGGGCCUCUGUCAGCCGCACAAGCACUUAGGAGAGGUGUCCCAUCCCUUUGCGUGCCGGAAGCCCACCUGUCCAAAAUGUUGUGCCAAAUUCCCGCCGUCCAGCAAACAGCAAGACGCGGGCGGGUCCACGCCACCCCCUCAUCCCCGAAGCGACCCUAGCGUGACGUCAGCUUCGACGGUUCAUCCCUCCUACCCCGUUGCCUCACAAGGCGUCACCCACCUGUGCGACCAGUGCGCCUUCGCCACCGCCGACAUCGACGUGCUGCUGCAGCACUACGACGGCUGCCACAGCCUGAUCAACCUGAAGGGGGCGCCGGCGCACGUUAAGGCCGAGGAACAGGACGGCGGCGGCGGCGGACCGGGCAAAGAGGCGGGCCGGGAGUACUCGUGUACCAAGUGUCACUUCAUCACCGAGGUGGAGGAGGAGUUCUUCAGACACUACAGACGUGUCCACGGGUGCUGCCGCUGUCGCCACUGCGACUUCACGGCGCCCGACUCCUCGGCGCUCCUCGACCAUUUCAACUCGGCCCACUGCCAAGACGCCUCACUGUCGGCGACCUUGCUGACGCCGUCCCUGACGCCGUCGGCCAACGGCUGCUCGGCGCCCUCCACCUUGGCCAUCAAGGAGGAGAGCAAGGGGGAUCUUCGCCUCCUCUACUCGCUGGCGCCGCCCGAGGGACGCCUGGCCGAGGGGGGCCGCGAGGAGAUGGUCAAGAGCGAGGGCGGCGAGGAGAAGGAGAGAGAGCGUGAGAAAGGCUGGGUGCUCGGAGAGACGAGAGGCGGCGAGCAGGCCCACGGUCUCCUGUGGGUGCCCAAGGAGCGCAUGGGACCCGAAUCCUCCCUAUUCCCCUCACCGUUGUCCGUGGCCUUCGUUUCCGCCAACCACGAUGCGGCCUCGCAGCAGAAGCGCAGCGGCGGCGUGGCCUCGCCCAGCAUGGUCUACCUUGGAGAUACCAAGUCGUUUUUGGGAGACGCAAAGCUCUACGGCGGAGGAGGGCGGCCGGGCGGAGGAGCCGCCCCCAGCGGAGGGGAGAAAAUGAGCCAGAUGCCGUCUCAGUCUCAGCAGUACGCAGGAGGAGGGAGUGGAGGAGGAGCUCAGGAAGUGAAAGGAGGAGCUGCUAAAGAGGAAUCCCAGUCGCUGCUACGGCGGCGGCGAGGCAGCGGGGUCUUUUGUGCCAACUGUCUGACCACCAAGACGUCGCUGUGGAGGAAGAACGCCAACGGCGGCUACGUGUGCAACGCCUGCGGCCUCUAUCAGAAGCUGCACUCGACGCCCAGACCUCUGAACAUCAUCAAGCAGAAUAACGGCGAGCAAAUCAUCCGCCGACGCACCCGCAAGCGCCUCAACCCGGACACGCUGCCGCCCGAAAACCCCGCCCCCAAGCAGCAGCGCCCCACCGCCGAGGAGCGCGUCAACGGCGACGAGUCGGACAGGAGCUGCGCGUCGGUCAAGAGCCAGCAGCAGCAGCAGCAGCAGCAGCAGCAGCAGCAGCCGUCGCCGCGCUCGCGUUCGCCGCGCUCCACGCAGGUCUUCCUGGCUAACCAGACGCUGGAGAUCCACCGCCGCAUGCCGCCGCUGUUGCUCCCCUCGCACCCCGCCCCCUCCGAGGUGGCCGACGUGCUGGCCAAAGUGGAAGCGGGAAAAGUCGGCUCCGGCGCCAGCUCGGAAAGAGGAAGUCCCAUCGAGAAGUACAUGCGGCCCUCCAAACCGUCCAGUUACUCUCCGCCGGGCUCGCCCAUCGAGAAGUACCAGUACCCCCUGUUCCCCGUGCCGCUCCCCCUCACGCUCUCGCCGGACUUGACGCCCGAAUCCGACUGGCUGCGCUUCUGGACCAAAUACAAGAUGGCCGCCGCCUCCGGAAUGGGUAACCUCGGCGGCGCGGCGGGGCUGGCCAACAACGCGCACUACCUGGCUGCCAUGGUGGCGCCGGUGCAGCAGCAGCACCACCACCCGCAGAGCUACGCCGUGCCCUACUGCGCCUCGCCGUACUCGCCGCUCCCACCUCCGCCCGCCCCGGCUCAAUACCCGCCCCCGCCUCUCCACCCUCAAAGCUCGUCGUCAUCCAUGGAGAGCGACGCGCCUCUGGACCUCGCCAUACGGCAACGGGACGAUUGCGCGGAAAAGAGGAAGCGGGAGUCGCCUUCGUCCGAAAGCCUGAAAGUUCAGGACGAGGAAAGCGGCGCUCGGUGGGAGGUGGAAGACGGGAACUCGGCCACCCGCGCCACCGCCGACGUCGCCACGCAAGACGAGCCCAGCAACCGUUGCCUGCACUGCGGUAUCUACUUCCUGGACGAAGUCAUGUACGCGCUGCACAUGAGUUGCCAUGGCGAUCAGGGACCAUUUCAGUGCGGUUUCUGCCUGCACGUUUGCGCCGACCGCUACGACUUCACCACGCACAUACAGCGCGGCUUACACCACUGCACUGACAAAACAACGCCGGGCAAGGAUCACAACGAUGUCGACGCCGCCGUGACGCCGAAGAAUUUGGAUUCGGAGCCCGAACAUCCAGCUUUGGAUCCGGAGCAGCCCAAGGAUCAGGAUUUGACGGCAGAAUUAACUGCCGAGGAAAAAGAGGAAAGCGGUGAAGGCGCCAAAAAAGACAUUUCCUGCGACAACUUCACAGAGGCAAGUGAGGAAGGUAGCACGAUGGCGUCUAAAGGCAGCAAGAUGACGACUGACGGUGGCAAAGAACCCGAGAAGGGGGACACAGAGGCUCAUUGAUGCCCCUCAAAAACAUUACGCACGCUUCCCAAGGCGAGCCAUAGUGCACCUCGGAAAUUAAAAAAAAAAUAAAAAAAAUGCAUCCCAAUGCUGGAAUAAAAAUCACCCUGCAAAGUGCUGCCGGCCGGGAUGGGAGAAAAUGAUGACUGGACAGAAAUCAUAUUGAUGCUAUCAGAGCUGCUUCACAGCUGUUAAAGCGGUACAACCGGUCGGUGUAUGUUCUCCCACUCUGCUGUGGAAAAACCAAAUCAGAUUUGGACUCAGUGAAAAUGAGUCAUGCAAAGUGAGAAAGCGUGUCUUCUGCUAUUGGGUUGGGGGGAAAAAACAAAAGAGUCCAAAACGCAAGAAUAUUUGUUUUGGUGUGGACGCAGCUAUCUGCAAACCAGUCGAAAGCGCUCCUAAACGGUGCCAACCAACCCUGAACCCAAGUGUUCUUUCUCUCUGUCCCAUAUGGACAGAAGCGAGUGAGUUUAUUUUGUACUUUCUCCGUGCCAUGAUACUAGCUGCGUGCCUGGCUGCCUUUGCCUGCCUGAUAAUAGAACAAAACAAUCUAUUAACCUGCUUAACGUUUGUAUCCAACAAUAAAAAUAGUAAUAAUAAUAAUGUUCUAUUACAAAAAACAUGCAAUUUCAUAUACUGUUCUUAUAUGAUGUUAUUUUGUAAAGAUUUUUUUUUCAGGACUUGGUACUACAAAAUUAGUGUUUGUGUGUGUGUGUGUAUUUUAGGUUCCUUUAUGGAAAUGGUACAUGGAAAAUAUGUGUGUGUGUGUGUGUGUGUGAGUGAGUGAGGGUCAAGGGCGCGUCCGUCCCCAAUCAUGGAUGUAAACAAAAUGAAGGUUUGCUAUUUCAGUCCUCAGGGGUCACGCGUGUUGCACACCAGCCCGCCUGCUUUGGAUUUUUAUUGUUGGAUUGUUUUCGUGAUGCUGUUUGAACAUGUACAUUAUGUAGCUUACGUUACGUUCUCACGUGGGGAGGGGGUCCUCGAUUUACGACAAGGUCCAUUAUUAUGGCGGCCAAGUAACUGAACCUUUUUUCUCGCAGUAUUAUGACUUCAGGCAUGUAAAAUUACUUGAGGCUUUUUUUUUAUGUAAAAUUAUGAUGUAAUUCUCAUGCAAUUAUAAAGGUUAUACUUGCAAAAUUCCCCAAUUCAUUCAAGUAACCUGCAAAAGUCAACAAUUACCAAAAGUAAACAAGUGACUCUUUGCAAUAUUACAAUUAAGAGCAUAUAAAAUGAUGCCUUGUAAAAUUGACUUAAUUAUGCAAAUCGGACUUUUUCUUGUUCUUUUUCUGUAUUCAUAAGGAAAUGUAAUUUCUUCUCAAAAGAUGACUGUAAAAAUGUGGCUUUUCCACUUCAAAUUGCAUUUUUAUCAAAAUAAAUAAUGUAUUAACAAGAUUAGGGCUUUUUUAAUAAAAUUACAAUGAUUUUUUUGUCAUUCUAUUUGUAAUUUAUUCACAAAUUUUGUACAUAAAAUAUUUCAAUAAAUUAAAUGACGUAUCAAUCUUAUGAUGACAACUUUCAUAAAAGUAAAAAAAUAUUUUCUGAAAUUCCCACCAUUAUGUUUAUAAUCGGAAUCUAUCACUUGCCUAUGCUAGCGCACUUGUAAAGUCAUUCUCAUGCCGCAGCACAAAUUUGUAACCUCGUCAUAUAUCGGGACCAUCGUAAACCAAGGACCCUCUAUCUAGUUCAGGUUCUCAUCCCAUUUGUUUUGAAUUAGGUCAACUUAAGUCUUUAACAUUUGGCCUAUAAUCAGUAGUCAGUGUGCUACAGGUUACCUCCUCAGUAGUGUUACUGAUACAUUUUUACUGUGCAAUCAUUUCACAGGAACCCCCCCCUCCACCCAUCCCGCCUGCUUUAUUUUUUUCUUGCAUUUAUCAUUCUUGUCUCGGUUAUUUAUCAGCAGAAUAUUUUUCUACUUCUCAACUGUUUACAUUCAAAGUUAUGACAUAACCAGGUUGGGAAAAAAUGUCACCUGCCUUGCUGCCUUAGUUUAAAAAAAAAAAAAAAAGGACUAAAAUGAAGGAAAAAGAAGCCUUAGAAUAAUAUUUUUCUAUCGGUGAAUGAAAUCCCGCCUAGUGCCUGCUCAUGCUUUUUUCUACUCAACAUGUUUGACUCUUGGGCUGGAUUUGCACCACAGGUCCAAGUGCACAAUUCCAAGGACGCAAGUAAGCAAUCAUAAUACAAAUUAAAAAUAUUCAACAUUGCACUCUGCGCACCUGGUGAUUUAUGAGGGUCACAAUUUUUGCUUUCAUAAUGGACACACCUCUAAUGUAGCCUUCUAUAUAUGUUGAAUGUAGUUUCAAUAUCCAUGGGGCAUUGUUUUUAAUGUUUGUGUUUUAAUGUGUUGUUGUGCCAGCAUGCCUCAUAUUGCAAUUCAGCAAAACAAGUCCAAAUUGUGCAACUUGAAGUAUGCGGUGUAAAUCCAGCCUCUGUCUCAAAAAGGUACGUCAAAAAAAAAA
Messenger RNA from Syngnathus acus (greater pipefish), 8175 nucleotides. It is a transcript of the gene trps1, whose product is annotated as trichorhinophalangeal syndrome I. Lineage: Eukaryota; Metazoa; Chordata; Actinopteri; Syngnathiformes; Syngnathidae. The record is from RefSeq and is a predicted model, not a curated record. The coding region runs from base 1556 to 5719 and encodes 1387 amino acids. Gene Ontology annotation, cellular component: nucleus. Gene Ontology annotation, molecular function: DNA-binding transcription factor activity; RNA polymerase II transcription regulatory region sequence-specific DNA binding; zinc ion binding. The transcript has 19 exons. Gene Ontology annotation, biological process: regulation of transcription by RNA polymerase II.